This is a messenger RNA of Oryctolagus cuniculus (rabbit), 3676 nucleotides long. Lineage: Eukaryota; Metazoa; Chordata; Mammalia; Lagomorpha; Leporidae. The record is from RefSeq and is a predicted model, not a curated record.
AGGAGGAGGGAGGGGAGGGGGAAGAGAGGAGGAAGGAGGAAGGAGCUGAGGAGGGAUGAGAGAAGCGGCCAGGGCCCCGGGCCGAAGCAGCGCGGGGCUGGGGGACCAAGGGGGCUGAGACACCCCAACUGCCCCCUUCCCCCUUCCCUGCCCCCCCUCCAUCCUUUCCUUCCACCCUCUCGCUUGAGGAGGGGGAUUUAUUCAAAUUUUAUUUAAAUCCCUAUCUCCCGAGGGUCGCGCGCUGGGGGGGGAGGGGGAGAGGGCGGGGGCGCGCGCGGGCUGGGGGGGCGGGGCCGGAGCAGCUUCCUUUGCCCCCCUCCGCUCGCUCCGUAGGCGUAGGACAGGGGGCCGCAGUCCAGGGGCGGGCCCAGGGGAGGGGGGCAGGUUACAGCGACCCCCCCCUCCCCGGGAACCGGCGGUGGGCGGGGCUUGAACCCCGGAAACGGUGGGGGGGCCCAGGCCUGGCCCUGGACCCCUGGGCAGUGGGGGCCGGGAAGGGGCCAGUUAAAGGGCCGGGGGCGCUGAGGAGAGGCGGGGCGGGGUGGGGGGAGGGGAGCUGGGACUCGGACCCGGGACUGAGUGGGGCCCGGGCCAGAAGCUGAGCACCCUGCGCCCGAGGAGCCCCCGUUGGCCUGGGGGGGCUGAGGGACUGAGCCCCCCAGAGCAGGACCUCCCCCUGGAAGGGCCGCGCCGCAGCCCGUGGGAGGGCCUCGCCCCCGGCGCCCCCCAGCUCCAUUCGCCGCCGUCCCGGCCUCCGCCGGAGGGAGGGGCCGAGCGCCCUCGGGGGGCCGUGGACCCCGGCGUUCUGAGCGUUCCACGCCCCGCGCCGCCCGGCCCCCCCGCCGCCGAUGGCCGCCGACCCGCCGGGAGCUGCCAAGAAGGGAGAGAUGGCUCCCGGGACACGUGUGAGCCCUCGGCGUUGCUGACGCCCCCAAUGUCGUCGAGCAGCCGGGGGCCGGGGGCCGGAGCGCGCCGACGCCGAACCCGCUGCCGCCGCUGCCGGGCCUGUGUGCGAACCGAGUGCGGGGACUGCCACUUCUGCCGAGACAUGAAGAAGUUCGGGGGGCCCGGGCGCAUGAAGCAGUCGUGCCUGCUCCGGCAGUGCACUGCCCCCGUGCUCCCACACACAGCUGUGUGCCUCUUGUGUGGGGAGGCUGGGAAGGAGGACACAGUGGAGGGAGAGGAAGAGAAAUUUGGCUGGAGCCUCAUGGAGUGUACAAUCUGCAAUGAGAUCGUCCACCCUGGCUGCCUGAAGAUGGGGAAGGCUGAGGGGGUCAUCAAUGCGGAGAUCCCCAACUGCUGGGAGUGCCCUCGCUGCACCCAGGAAGGCCGCACCAGCAAGGAUUCAGGUGAGGGGCCGGGCCGCCGCAGGGCUGACAACGGCGAGGAGGGCGCCAGCCUGGGCAGUGGCUGGAAGCUGACAGAGGAGCCACCGCUUCCACCGCCACCGCCCAGGCGCAAGGGCCCUCUGCCUGCUGGGCCCCCACCUGAGGAUGUGCCUGGGCCCCCCAAACGGAAGGAGAGGGAGGCAGGGAAUGAGCCCCCCACCCCAAGGAAAAAGGUGAAAGGAGGCCGAGAGAGGCACCUGAAGAAGGUGGGUGGAGACGCCUGCCUCCUCCGAGGAUCGGACCCAGGCGGCCCUGGCCUUCUGCCCCCCAGGGUUCUGAAUCCGAGCCAGGCUUUCUCGUCCUGCCACCCUGGGCUCCCUCCCGAGAACUGGGAGAAACCAAAGCCGGCCCUGGCCUCUGCGGAGGGCCCGGCGGUGCCGUCCCCGUCGCCCCAGAGGGAGAAGCUGGAGCGCUUCAAGCGGAUGUGUCAGCUGCUGGAGCGCGUGCCCGACACCUCCUCUUCCUCCUCGGACUCCGACUCGGACUCCGACUCCUCGGGCACGUCGCUGAGUGAGGAGGAGGCCCCCGGCGAGGCUCGGAAUGGGCGCCGGCCUGCCCGGGGCAGCUCCGGCGAGAAGGAGAACCGCGGGGGGCGGCGGGCUGUGCGCCCCGGCACUGGGGGGCCCCUGCUCAGCUGGCCCCUGGGCCCCGCCCCACCACCCCGGCCCCCACAGCUGGAGCGACAUGUGGUACGGCCCCCACCUCGAAGCCCCGAGCCCGACACACUGCCUUUGGCUGCUGGAUCCGACCAUCCCCUGCCCCGGGCCGCCUGGCUGCGCGUCUUCCAGCACCUCGGGCCCCGAGAGCUGUGCAUCUGCAUGCGAGUCUGCCGGACUUGGAGCCGCUGGUGCUACGACAAGCGUCUGUGGCCUCGAAUGGACCUGAGCCGGCGGAAGUCGCUGACCCCGCCCAUGCUCAGUGGGGUGGUUCGCCGCCAGCCCCGUGCCCUGGACCUCAGCUGGACAGGUGUCUCCAAGAAGCAGCUCAUGUGGCUUCUGAACCGACUGCAAGGCCUGCAGGAGCUGGUGCUCUCCGGCUGCUCCUGGCUCUCCGUCUCCGCCCUGGGCUCAGCCCCACUGCCGGCCCUGCGGCUCCUGGACCUCCGCUGGAUCGAGGAUGUUAAAGACUCCCAGCUCCGCGAGCUGCUGUUGCCUCCUCCAGACACCAAACCAGAAGCCCUGGAGGCCCAGCCUAAGUGUCACCACCUCCGUGCCAUGCCUGCUGGCGCCUCCCCUGCCCAAGCCACAGGUGACUUCUCUCUCCCAUUCUGGCUUCUACUGUGGCCCAAGGUUGGGGGCGCCUCCCCCUCAGGAGGGCUUGCAAAGACCAGUGCCCACCAGGUGGCCUGGCAGGGGACAGGGGACACAAGGGAGUGGCACCCAGGCAGCACAGGGAUGCCAGCUGUGACAGCUCCCCAAGGUGGUUCUGACAGCGUGGUCUCCAAGCAGAGUAAACCCUGGGGCCCCAGCCUCCACCUGCUGAAACUCCAGAGGUGGGGCCUGCAGUCUUUUUUUUUUUUUUUUAAUUCAUUUCCGAGGCAUAGAGCACGCACUCUCACAGCUACUGGUUCACUCUCCAGAUGUCUGCAGUGGCUGGGCUAGGCCGAGCCUGGAGCCAGGCACUGGGAACUCAACAAGGCCUCCUCCGUGUGUGGCAAGGACCCAGUGAUUGAGUCUCUGCUGCCUCCUACGAUACUAGCAGGAGGCCAGAGUCAGGAGCUGGAAUGGGCAGGCACUCGGAUACAGGAUGUGGGUGUCUUUUUUACGUUUUUCUCUUUAUUUGAAAGGAGAGAGACGGAUUUUUUUUACCCAAAUGUCUACAAUAGCCAGGGCAGGGCUAGGCUGAAGCCAGCAGCCUGGAACUCCAUAUGGGUCUCGCAUGUGGGUGGCAGGGGACCCAGCUACUUGAGCCAUCGCCUGCUACCUCACAGAGUAUGCGUUAGCAGGAGGCUGGAAUCGGGACUCAAAGCCCAUGCCCUGUGGUAUGGAAUGCAAUCCUAAGCAGUGACACUGCUGCAUCAAAGCCGGCCCCAACAAGCAGAAGUCUAACAGGCAGCUUACCCGUUAGGUCACGUGCCCACCCCCCACAAUGCAUUGCGACCAGCCUUCCAGAGGCCUCUGAGCUGCGCUAGUUUGAGGGCCAGUAGCGCGAGCAUGUAUGUGCUUGGUGUGCAGAGAGGAGGGGCCUGAGCUCUUCAACGCUGGAGAUGGAUGGGUGGGGGCUCAGCUCAGGGACCUUGGCCAGGCACUGUAGGGCUGGGAGAUCACAGCAGCCCCACCCCCACCCCC